AUAGACUCUCCGCUUGUCAUGUUACUGAGCGAGAGUGUCAGAGCGGCUCAUGUUCUGUCCUGCAGUGAAUAAUGUCUUAAGGAUUGGAAAUUAUUCGUUGAAUCCAGUUAAUAUUUUGACCGCAUGGGUCUCGGAGAGCUCGCUGUUCCGUUAGCUUUAACAGUGUGUCUGUCAGCGGUGAACUCGGGAGCUAGCUCACUGCUUGGAGCGGAGUCAACAACACUUCUACUGCAGGAAGGAAGAGACGGAGAGGUAGCGCAAGAAAGCCGGACACUGGAGCUGUACUAGACCCGAGUGUUCCUCAGAGUAUAGGACAGCUGAACAUGUCGGCUUAUUAUUAUAAUUAUUAUUCCGAGUAAGUUCAUUGUAAAUGUGUGCUGUUUGUAUCAGUGUUAGUCGGGUAGCUGCUAGGCCGAGCUGAAGAAUUUUUCCCAGACUGACUCGGGUUAGCUAGGCUAAGCUAGCUGGUCACACUGGAUUGUUUUGGUGGAGCUUCCUGCACUUCUGCUCGUCUCCUUCGCCAAGUGUUUACUCUUUGACCCGACUCGCUCAUGGCUACAGAUGCGACCGAGAGGGAGGGGAGUCUGAAACAGACUGACACAAACCUCCCGGUUGGUAAAAAGAGCAGCGGGGAGUCAGACACACCCAGAGGCAGUGCGACGCUGAAAAACAAGUCGAGUCGCGUUGCUGAACGAGGAAGCGAUGAUCAGGCAGUGACGGAGCCCGGCGCACCCACAGAGGCCAUGACUUCUGCGGGCAACGGCGAUCAAGCCGUCUCAUCCAGUCCGAAACAAACAGAAGGAGGGCAAGAAGAAAGUUCACACAAAGGGAAAAAGCAGGAGGCGACACGCACAGCCAGCAGCGCUCCAGUCAGUGUUCAGCCCUCAGCACAGGAACAUAACGGCAGUUUUGAACAACAGGAGUCAGCCAGCACUACAGAAGCUCGAUUGCGGAUGGAAGGAAUGGAGUUUAAAGAGGAGUGGCAGGAUGAGGACUUCCCCAGACCACUACCUGAAGAAGGGGAAAUACAUCCUGAUGAACAUCUCUUCACCCACUCAUCUGAAGAGGAAGAUUCUGCUCCACAGUAUGAAUCGAACAAGGGGAAGACCAGAAAGAAAAGACUGUUGGCCCCAGAUAUCAGCCUGAACCUUGAUCGCAGUGAAGGCUCUCUGCAUUCUGAUGAUCUGGAUGAAAGCACAGAGUUAGAUCUGGAUGGCAUGGACACCCCGUCAGACAACAGCAAUGAAUUUGAAUGGGAAGAUGAUCUCCCAAAACCCAAAAGCACUGGCAUGCUGCCAAAAGGAGUGGAAUCAGUUAAUGAAUAUUCAGCCUAUGAGGAGCGGGAUGAUAGCCGGCACUGGAGGGUCUUCCGUAUUGGAGAGCAGGACCACCGGGUCGAUAUGAGGGCCAUUGAGCCCUACAAAAGAGUCAUCAGCCAUGGAGGUUAUUACGGAGAUGGACUGAAUGCUAUUAUCGUCUUUGCGGUUUGCUUCAUGCCUGAGAGCAAUCAAGCAAACUACAGAUACAUCAUGGACAAUCUUUUUAAGUAUGUAAUAGGCACCCUGGAGCUGCUGGUGGCUGAGAACUACAUGAUUGUGUACCUGAAUGGUGCCACCUCUCGCCGUAAGAUGCCUAGUGUGGGCUGGCUGAGGAAGUGCUAUCAGCAGAUAGACCGUAGAUUGAGAAAAAAUCUGAAGUCUUUGAUAAUUGUCCAUCCCUCUUGGUUCAUCCGCACACUUCUGACCAUCACAAAACCUUUCAUAAGCUCCAAAUUUAGCCAAAAAAUAAAGUAUGUGUACAGUUUGGCAGACCUCGCUGAGCUUGUGCCAAUGGAAUAUGUAUCAAUACCAGAAUGCAUCAAGCAAUGUGGAUGCUGACUUCAUUUCCACAAUGUAAAGUGUAGAGUGAAUGGAUUGACCAAGAAAUGCAUGGCAAAGGGGAGAUGAGAGGAGCAGAGUGAAGAAUUUGAAGAGGAAAUGAGAGGUGGAGGAAACUAUUGGGGUUUUUGUGUCUCUCUCGACUAAAAAAAGAAAAAAAAAAAGAAAAAAUUAGUGCCUUCCAAAACUCAAUUGCCUAUUCAUGGUGGGACUUUCUAUUCUUUAUUGUAUUAGUGUGCCAAACACGAGUUGAAAUCUCAGUGCUGUGCUUUAAGUAUUUUUAUAAUCUUACAUGUAUAUGUUCUGAAGUAGUUGUCAUUCUUGUCAGCAGUUCCUGUUGCUUCUCCUUGAGGUUCAAGACACUUGGUUUUCAACUUAGGUGAUGCAUGUUCUGCUAUGUUACAUUAAAAAUAUAUUUAUAUACAAAUGGUGAUAAAGGAUAAAGAUUAAUAUAUAUAUAUAUAUAUAUCUUUUUGACAGUCCUUUAUGGUGUUACUUUAAUUUGUUGACAUCUCGCAUCACAUGUUACUGUUUUUUGGUGCAAACAUUUGGAGGAAAGUAUUCUUCUCUCCCUCUUUGCCUUUAAAGAAUGGUCCUAAAUAGAUAGAUCUCUUCAUAGGUUUACGGUUAUAGUCACAGUUUGUGUUGUUCUCUGUUGCAUACAUUUGGGAUGGGGUUUCUUUUCUGUUGUGCUUUGCAAGUAAAACUUUCACAGCACACAAAAUGUCUUCCGCUUUGCCAGUGUAAUGAUAAGUACCAGCAGCUACUAGUACAGUAUGAAAUAUAGGUUUUUUUGAUGGUUACAUGAGGAAUGUUACACUUGAUCACAUCUAAGCUUUUAAAGAUCAUUGUUCACCAAGUAGUCAUGCACUCAGUUUGAGUCCAUAUUAUAUUUAAAAAAAAAUAAAAAGUAAAACUGAUCUCAGUUUUGGCAGGUUAUUUUGUUCCUAAUGUAAAGUGUUUUACUUCUUUAUGUUCUGACUCUUUCCUGUUGAUUUAUUUUAUUGGUUCUGAGGAUCUAGUCAUUAAAUAAAAUGUAAAUUAAAUUUUAGCUGGACUGAUGAUCAAUUUAUCAUUUGCAAGCAGUUUGAUGAAAGAUUUUUAUAAUAAUUGUGACACUAAAUCAUAAAGAAACACUUUACUUAAUCGCCACUUCAGCUUUAGUUCAGGUUGAUGUUUAAAGUUUUCUCACAAAUUCAUGAAUUUUGUAAUGCGAAUAUUAAAGGUUAUUUUCUCACUCCAUGCACACAUGAUUUUUUUUGGUCUUCCUGCUUCUGUAGAAUUACCUCAACUGUUAGUUUUUAGUUAAGAUCUUCUUCGUCUUUGUUGUGUAAUGUCCCUUCUUGUGCCUGACGCUAACUAUGGCUACUUACCUUCAUCUGUCAUCAAUCAAAUCCUUCUGUUAUCCGUGUUCUGUACAAUGUUGCUGCAUCAUUGCGCUACUGAAGCAUUGUGAUAAAUGCACAUUGGAUUGUUUUCUGUUGAACAGAUCAGACCAAUGAAUGUACCACCGUUUGUGAUAUCCUAAAAUUCUGUAGUAUGUUUAAAGCACAAUAAUGUCAAUAAACAAGUACCAUUGCUUUAUGCUAA
Molecule: messenger RNA, 3467 nt
Organism: Clarias gariepinus (North African catfish)
Lineage: Eukaryota; Metazoa; Chordata; Actinopteri; Siluriformes; Clariidae
Gene: bnip2
Product: BCL2 interacting protein 2
Exons: 11
Coding region: 552-1877 (441 amino acids)
Biological process (GO): apoptotic process
Cellular component (GO): cytoplasm
Source: RefSeq, a predicted model, not a curated record